This is a messenger RNA of Monoraphidium neglectum, 1164 nucleotides long. Its product is annotated as stearoyl-CoA desaturase (delta-9desaturase). NCBI's taxonomy places the organism in Eukaryota, Viridiplantae, Chlorophyta, Chlorophyceae, Sphaeropleales, Selenastraceae. The transcript has 4 exons. The coding region runs from base 1 to 1164 and encodes 387 amino acids. Gene Ontology annotation, molecular function: oxidoreductase activity, acting on paired donors, with oxidation of a pair of donors resulting in the reduction of molecular oxygen to two molecules of water. Gene Ontology annotation, biological process: lipid metabolic process. Gene Ontology annotation, cellular component: endoplasmic reticulum membrane. The record is from RefSeq and is a predicted model, not a curated record.
AUGGCGCCCGAUGCGACGGCGCGCUCCUACAGCGAGGCCUACGACCUCAUCAAGGGCUGCAAAGACGUCGACGUCCUUAAUACGGCAAGCGCGAAAGUGUCCCUAAAAGCACAGGCGCGCGUGCCCGGGGCCAAGCGCAUCCCAGGCUCUGACAUCUAUGCGACCGGCAAGGGGCGCUCCUUCCGCGCGGGAGGGCUCCUCAACAUGGAGACCAAGGAGAUCCCCACCCACGCGGCCAAGAUGAAGAACAUGGUCACCUGCGGCAUGCGCUGCACGGCCAUCGGCUCCAUGCACGUCAUCUUUGCGCUGUACGGCUACAGCACCUUCACCUGGCGGUGGGCGGCGAUUGGCUGGUUCAUCUUUGCCUUCUUCGGCAUCGUGGGCAUCACCAUGGGCUACCACCGCAUGCUCACCCACAAGUCUUUCAAGACAUACAAGUGGCUGGAGUACCUGAUCGCGUUCAUCGGCACCCAGGCCGGCCAGGGCGACCCCAUUGAGUGGGUGUCCACCCACCGCUACCACCACCUGCACACCGACACCCCCCUGGACCCCCACUCCCCCUACGAGGGCUUCUGGUGGAGCCACCUGCUGUGGCUGACCGGCACUGAGCACUCCCUGCUGGACUACGCCAACGUGCCCGACCUCAAGAACCAGCUGUUCUACAGGGUCAUGGAGUUCACCUUCUUCCCGCUGCUGUUCAUCGUGAAGCCCAUCCUCAUGUACAAGAUGGGCGGCAUGGCGCAGGUCUGCUGGACCUGCGCGUUCCCCCUGGUCUGGGGCUACCACACCACAUUCCUGGUCAACAGCGCCUCGCACAUCUGGGGCAGCCGCCCCUACAACACUGGUGACCUGUCCACCAACAACAUCUGGGUGGCGCUCCUCGCGUUCGGCGAGGGCUGGCACAAUGCCCACCACGCCUUCCCCUACUCUGCCCGCCAUGGCCUGGAGUGGUGGGAGUUUGACCCCACCUGGUACCUCAUCUGCGCCCUCAAGUCCCUGGGCCUGGUGUGGGACGUGCAGGUUCCAUCUGAGAAGGCCAAGGCGCUCAAGCGCAACAAGCCCGCCUCCGCGGCAGCGGCCGCCCCUGUGGCCGAAGCCGAGGCGGACACAGCUUGCGGCCGGGACCAGGACGGCAAGGCGGCAAACACCAGCAAGGAGGAGUGA